Messenger RNA from Plutella xylostella (diamondback moth), 1447 nucleotides. It is a transcript of the gene Snx16, whose product is annotated as sorting nexin 16. Lineage: Eukaryota; Metazoa; Arthropoda; Insecta; Lepidoptera; Plutellidae. Gene Ontology annotation, molecular function: phosphatidylinositol binding. Gene Ontology annotation, cellular component: late endosome; early endosome. Gene Ontology annotation, biological process: protein targeting to lysosome; endosome to lysosome transport; early endosome to late endosome transport. The record is from RefSeq and is a predicted model, not a curated record.
CCAAUUUUAAUUGACAUUCGUUUUUGACAGUUUUGUUUGUGUUUCCCACAUCGUCACUCUAUUUAUAAUUUAUUUCUAAAACUUACAAACUAUAAACUUAGGCUCAACAUCAUUAUAUCCUCAAGAAGGUGACUUAAAAAGAAACAUCUUUUCAUACACACUGACCACUAACUUUUGUGUAAUCCAAAAUUUGCUUUUCAUGGUGCUUACUUUGUCACAAGUUAGUGUAUUUUCUAUUGUAGUCUAACGACAGUGAGUUUGUCUAAAUAAGGCUCGCUGACCGCGUUCUACUUGGGUGCACGCCUUUGAAAACCACUUGGGCCUAUGCCCCGUGCGUUUACGUCACUAAAAUGGGUUUAAAUGGACGUUCACAACACAAAUAAGUAGACCUACAUGGUAACCAGGGGAAGAGGACCAGUACAAAAAUGGACACAGUACAAAAUAGAAUGGCUAUAAAUUCCCAACUCAAGACCAAAUCGUUUAGAGAUACAAUGAACAAUGACAUCCACUCAACUUCGAGUGACGAGCACAGCCCACCUCCACGUCAUCCUCAUAACGCAGACACCAUAUCACGAUUCAACUCAAUCUACUCUGCAAACUACAAUGAAUCAGCAGCAUCAGACAAUGAGAUACUCGAUGGACCUCAAAGGAUACCGCAGAAAAUCAUACGCAGAAACCAUCACAAGAGCAUGGGAAAUAUCAAUGACACAUCAUUUAUUGAAGAAGAAAGGAACUUGAACAGAGUACAAAAUAGCUUAAGUAAUCUAGACAUCACUCGCAAAGCAACCAAGAAGUAUGAAACAUUUCAAAUCCCCAUUGUAGGUUACGAAGUCAUGGAGGAACGGGCACGAUUCACCAUUUACAAGCUCAAAGUGGAAGACAAUAAACGGGACCACUCUUGGCUAGUAUUCCGUAGAUACACUGACUUUGUACGCCUUUACUCAAGACUGAAAUCGGAGCAGCUGAAUAUAACAUUACCUCUACCUGGAAAGCGAUGGUUCCGAGACAACUUUGACCCUCAAUUCUUAGAUGACAGAGUGAGAGGUCUGCAAGUCUUUGUUAAUGCAAUAGUGAAGAAGCUACCGAAUCAUCCCGUUGUCAGGGAGUUUUUCUGCUUGGACGAGCCACCGCAAGUGUACAGCUACCAACCUGAGGUCCAGGCCGUAUAUGGAGCACUCGAGGACUCAAUCAGCUCUCUUAAGCAACAGGUCAAGCAGAGAGACGCAACCAUCACGCAUUUGCAGACACAACUCGCUCGGUUGGAGGCCCAGGUGGCUGGUUGUUCAAACUGUAGUACAAAAAUUGGAGCUCAGUCAGUUUAAUUUAACUAAUAAGGUAAAUAUGGUUCAAAGUCUUAUAUCUUUAAAAUUAUAACCAACACGACAAACACAAAACAGGUUUCUAGAUGGUGUUAUGGUAUGUAUACCUAGAGAAAAUUAUACAAAAG